AUGGCCACCGAAAUAGCCGUGUUCCUCCCGGACAAAGCGUUUAACACGCUCAAGAUAUCCGGGAGCCCUUUCCGAGCUCCCUUGAUUUCAUUUCACAAACAAGGGCCCACAGAAUGGCUGAGGUUUACACUAAAGGAAGGAUUUGUUGAAGUUCUUCUGGUGGACGAUACUACCCUUCACCAAAUCGACGACUCUGCAUCUUUCAGCCUAAAUAUCGGGAGGGAUUGUGUGCGUGGGUUCAACACACCCCAAUUCGCACUCGAUAUCAACAUCGAGUGCCACUCAGCAAUGAGCUGGGCACAAGUCUGGGAGCCGGUCGAAUCCAAGCUGGAAUAUUACACUGCUUUCUCCUUUAAAUUACUGGACCAACCGGAUAUCUUGUCUGUACUUGCCGCCAGUACUCCGGCUUCGGCUGUUCCUUAUACUGUCCCUAAAAGGGAUAUCGUCUCGCAUCGCUUGCCAAUCGCUCCAAACGCGAGUCUAGCCCAGCAACUAGAUUAUCUCGAGGCGCUGUACUUCCCCAAUGGACACGAUAGCGAUGGUAUUCGUCAGUAUUGGGGGAGAAGGGGGCAUCGAAAGAGAAUGGAAGAUGAAAUUGAAGAUGAAGAGGAAGAGCGAGGGGGAGUGGAAGAGGUGGAAGGAAUCGAAGAGGAUUCCAGUGAGACUACUUUAAGCCUCCCAUUCCCUGACUCCAUAAUUAGUGGGGUAGGGGAGAUAAGUACAGUCAACCAGGACGGCAAAGGACACUUCUUUGAGGGAGGAGGGAGUAAUGGAUCAGGCGAGUGUUCGACCCCAUAUAAUGAAUCGGACGAUGAAUAUGAGCUCCUUCGGCAGCGGGAUGCCGAUGGGACUGGGUGGAUUUUCUGUAUACGAAGGAGAACGGAAGACGAUCCCCCAAGCUCCUCUUCCCCUUUGACGAAUGGUCAACUCGAUGUCGGUACUCAUAUCUCCCCUGAUCGCAGCCUUCCCACUCUUACUAAUUCCUCGACCAUUCUUACUACUAAUACUGCUGAUGCUGAUACUGCUGAUAUUGAUUAUACUUCUUAUGAGAUUUGA
Messenger RNA from Orbilia oligospora ATCC 24927, 1056 nucleotides. RefSeq lists its product as uncharacterized. The coding region runs from base 1 to 1056 and encodes 351 amino acids. The transcript is spliced from 4 exons. Lineage: Eukaryota; Fungi; Ascomycota; Orbiliomycetes; Orbiliales; Orbiliaceae. The record is from RefSeq and is a predicted model, not a curated record.